UAAGAAAUAGUUAUACAGUAAACCAAAGAAAAGUUCACAAACUCCGUUAAAAGCAAUGGCGGUUCAAAAAUAGGAGGGAAAAACAGUUUUGGCUUACAGUAUGCAAAAACCCACAGAAUUGCCUUUAAUUACAACAAUCUACCGAAGCAGACAAAGAGAAAAUCGAAACCAUGGCUGCCCUCUAGAAUAAUAAUAGAACUUCACAAGAAUAUAGAAUAAUAAACAGAGCCGGUUAUCUUUCGGCACAUACAUUUUGAUGCGUAUUGAUGGUUUGAACACUAUAUAACAAGUAGAACUUCUCUUCAACAAAACCAUUCUUCAUUCUAAAUUUAUACCAUACAUUCUGAUAACAUUAUAUAGGUAAUAAUGGCGCUCAGCGAAGCCACACGACAUUCAGAUGGUGUCAUUGAUUCUUUGUUUGCCUCCCUUUAUCUCCAGAAUUCUCUAACAAAGUUUGAGCUUCCUGAGAAAUUAACUCCUAAGGAGGUUGCAUAUCAGAUCAUCAGUGAUGAGCUUAUGCUUGAUAGCAAUCCAAGGCUUAAUUUGGCCUCUUUUGUCACAACUUGGAUGGAGCCUGAGUGCAAUAAGCUCAUAAUGGAAGCCAUCAAUAAGAACUAUGUUGAUAUGGAUGAGUACCCUGUCACUACUGAGCUUCAGAAUCGGUGUGUGAAUAUAAUAGCUCGAAUGUUCCAUGCACCUAUUUUUGAUAAAGAGCAAGCUAUUGGUGUUGGGACUGUGGGAUCUUCUGAGGCUAUAAUGCUUGCUGGCCUUGCAUUCAAGCGCAAGUGGCAGAACAAGAGAAAAGCUCAAGGGAAGCCUUAUGACAAACCCAAUAUUGUGGGUGGUGCCAAUGUCCAGGUCUGUUGGGAGAAGUUUGCUCGGUAUUUUGAGGUGGAACUAAAAGAGGUGAAGCUGAGAGAGGGAUAUUAUGUUAUGGACCCUCAAAAAGCUGUAGAAUUGGUAGAUGAAAACACCAUUUGUGUUGCUGCCAUUUUAGGGUCUACUUAUAAUGGCGAAUUUGAGGAUGUGAAACUGCUCAAUGACCUUUUCAUGGAAAAGAAUAAUAAAACAAAGAGGGACACUCCAAUACAUGUUGAUGCUGCAAGUGGUGGGUUCAUUGCACCAUUUCUGUACCCAAAUUUGGAGUGGGACUUUAGGCUGCCACUAGUGAGGAGCAUCAAUGUGAGUGGGCACAAAUAUGGACUUGUUUAUUGUGGAAUUGGAUGGGUUGUUUGGCGUGGCAAGCAAGACCUUCCAGAAGAACUCAUUUUCCAUAUCAAUUAUCUUGGAACUGAUCAACCAACUUUCACACUCAAUUUCUCUAAAGGUAGUGCAAGUCAAAUCAUUGCUCAGUACUACCAAUUUAUUCGCCUUGGCUUUGAGGGAUACAAGAGAAUCAUUGAAAGCUGCAGGGCAAACGCCAAAUACUUACGGGAUAGUCUUAUAAGGACAGGGGGCUUCAAUAUGUUAUCAAAAGAGGAGGGUGUACCUCUAGUUGCAUUCUGUCUCAAGGACAAGCUUGAGUACAAUGAACUUGAUAUUUCAGAACACCUGAGAAGAUUUAAGUGGAUGGUACCUGCCUAUAAUAUGGCUCCAAAUGCUCAGCACAUAAGCGUUCUGCACGUGGUUAUACGAGAGGAUUUCAGCAGAAGCUUGGCGGACAGGCUCGUCCAAGACAUUUGCACAGUUUUGAAUGAAUUGGACUCGCUGCCAUUCAAACCAGAGAAGGAGGCGGCGGCCAAUGUUGUUGCUGCUGCAGCAAAUGGAAAUGGCCACAAGGUUUUAAUCAAGAGGAAGGUCAAGGAUCUAAAUUCCCACCACAAAACCAAAGCAAUUUGUUAAAUACCAUUCUCACUGCUUAUAGAUUAGUAGUUUCUAACGAGGAAUGCCGACAGAUAUAAACUCCAUUAACGAACAUGGAUGCAAUUCAUUUAAAUGAAUUUUGGUUCCAA
Messenger RNA from Cryptomeria japonica (Japanese cedar), 1952 nucleotides. Its product is annotated as glutamate decarboxylase. NCBI's taxonomy places the organism in Eukaryota, Viridiplantae, Streptophyta, Pinopsida, Cupressales, Cupressaceae. Gene Ontology annotation, cellular component: cytosol. The transcript is spliced from 7 exons. Gene Ontology annotation, molecular function: pyridoxal phosphate binding; glutamate decarboxylase activity. The coding region runs from base 367 to 1842 and encodes 491 amino acids. The record is from RefSeq and is a predicted model, not a curated record. Gene Ontology annotation, biological process: L-glutamate catabolic process.